Molecule: messenger RNA, 1589 nt
Organism: Nanorana parkeri
Lineage: Eukaryota; Metazoa; Chordata; Amphibia; Anura; Dicroglossidae
Gene: ARMC6
Product: armadillo repeat containing 6
Exons: 7
Coding region: 1-1404 (467 amino acids)
Biological process (GO): hematopoietic progenitor cell differentiation
Molecular function (GO): protein binding
Source: RefSeq, a predicted model, not a curated record
AUGGCAUGCAAAUGGAUAACACAGGAGACCUUUGAUGCUGUAGUACAAGAAAAUAUGGUAGAAUUUGACAUGGAACCAGAAGAAGCUUUGACUGAAGCUAUUCAACAGUUUGAAUCCCAAGGUGUUGACUUGACCAACAUAAUUAAGGAGGUUCAAAAACAAAGUGAUGGGAGUGAGGCUGCCUCAGGCCAUGGCAUUCUGCAGACAUUGGAUUUGUUGAGACAGGCUGUGGAUUCUGGGUCUGCAAGCCCUUGCUCUAAAAUUCUUAUCCAGUUUGGAGAUCAGUGCAAACAGGGCAUGGGACAUCGUUACCUAGCAGGACAGAAGUCUGCCUAUUCAGUUCUUCUUGAAGCCUGGAAACUUUCUGAGGACGACAGGGAAGUACUAUUGAAUGCUCUUUAUGCUAUGUCCUGUCUUACUGAUGGACAGCCUGAUUUGAUGGAGGGUGUUGGAAAGGAGCUGUUAAUUCGUAAUUUAGAGAAAUAUUCAAAUGAUGCUGAGGUGACCUUGAUGGCAACCCGUCUCACUCGGCACAUGUGCCUGAAACAUGAGCAGAAUCGUCAAGACCUUGUCAAAGCAGGCAUUUUACCACAUCUUACAAGAGCCAUAUCAAACCAUGGAGCUGAUCCAGAUUUGGUGCGUGAAGCUUGCUCUGCUUUGAAGAUCAUGACCUUUGAUGAUGACAUUAGGGUUGCGUUUGGACAAGCACAUGAUCACGCAAAGAUGAUUGUUUUGGAGAAUGGAGGCCUGAAACUGUUGAUAGAAGCUGCAAAAGCUUUUACAGAUGACACUGGAGUACUAAGUGAACUAUGUGCUACAAUUUCCCGCCUUUGUGUACGUAAUGAGUUCUGUCAAGAUGUUGUUGACCUGGGUGGUCUAAAUUUUAUGGUGGCUCUCCUAGCUGACUGCAUCGAUCAUCAGGAGCUCAUAAAGCAGGUAUUGAGUGCCAUCAGGGCGAUUGCUGGUAAUGAUGAUGUGAAAGAUGCAAUAGUCACUUCUGGGGGAACAGACCUGAUUGUUGUUGCGAUGAAUCGACACCUCUCUAAUGCUCAGGUCUGUGAACAGGGCUGUGCAGCUCUUGCUAUGUUAGCCCUUCGUAAGCCUGAGAACUGUAAAGUUAUUAUGGAAGGAGGCGGGGCCUUAGCUGCUCUCCAAGCAAUGAAGGUGCACCCUAAAGAUGCCAAUUUGCAGAGACUGGCCUGUAUGGUUAUCCGGAAUUUGGUGUCACGUACCCAGGAUUUCUCACAACCCAUCUUGGAAAUGGGAGCCGAGUCCUUAAUUCUACAGGCGCGCAACACCCACAAGGACUGUGAUGAUGUAGCCAAGGCAGCGCUACGAGAUCUUGGCUGUACAGUAGAACUCAAAGAACUAUGGACUGGCCAGAAAGGCAGCUUGGCGCAAUAGCCUUAGUAUUUUCUAUACCCAUGAUAAACAAAAGCUGGCAGCUUAUAGGGGCAGUUAUGACAACCUUCUCCUGCCCACAUAUAAAAGAACUAUGUUUGACCCCUGCUUAAUAACUGUUGUUUAUGUGUGUUUUUUGCUGAUUUGCAAUGUGCUGCAUCUUCUGAUACUUUUGAUUUUAUCCUCCC